Podarcis muralis (Common wall lizard) is the source of this 7872-nucleotide messenger RNA. NCBI's taxonomy places the organism in Eukaryota, Metazoa, Chordata, Lepidosauria, Squamata, Lacertidae. The record is from RefSeq and is a predicted model, not a curated record.
GCGGGCGCGGGAGGAGGGAGCCUGAGUGGCUGGGCGCGAGAGAGGAGCUGAUGCUGCAAAGCCGCCCGGAGGGGACCAUGAGGAGCUCAGAGCGGGAAGAAGAAGACGAAGACGAGCGCGCAGAGGCAAGCGCCUAGCUUCGCCCGGCCGCCGUGCCCGAGCCAGCGCGCCCGACUAUGGCUGGGGGAAGGCGAGGGCUGGUGGCUCCCCAGAAUACCUUCCUGGAGAACAUCGUCAGGAGAUCCAACGAUACCAAUUUUGUCCUGGGCAAUGCCCAGAUAGUGGAUUGGCCCAUUGUGUACAGCAAUGAUGGAUUUUGCAAGCUCUCGGGAUACCACAGAGCAGAAGUUAUGCAAAAAAGCAGCACCUGCAGUUUUAUGUACGGAGAGCUGACUGACAAAGACACCAUAGAUAAAGUUCGACAGACGUUUGAGAACUACGAGAUGAACUCCUUUGAAAUCUUGAUGUACAAGAAGAACAGGACUCCUGUUUGGUUCUUUGUGAAAAUUGCUCCAAUUCGAAAUGAACAGGACAAAGUUGUUUUGUUUCUUUGCACGUUCAGUGACAUAACAGCUUUCAAGCAGCCAAUAGAGGAUGAUUCGUGCAAAGGCUGGGGAAAGUUUGCUCGCUUAACCCGUGCACUCACCAGCAGUCGGGGAGUCCUGCAGCAGCUCGCUCCAAGCGUACAGAAAGGAGAGAACGUCCACAAGCACUCCCGGCUUGCUGAGCAGGUCCUGCAACUGGGCUCUGAAAUCCUCCCUCAGUACAAGCAAGAGGCACCAAAGACCCCACCACAUAUCAUUUUACAUUACUGUGUUUUCAAGACCACUUGGGAUUGGGUCAUCCUGAUUUUAACCUUCUACACGGCUAUUUUGGUCCCUUACAACGUCUCCUUUAAAACGAAACAGAACAAUGUGGCCUGGCUGGUAGUGGACAGCAUUGUUGACGUCAUUUUUCUGGUAGACAUUGUGCUUAAUUUCCACACCACGUUUGUUGGGCCAGCUGGAGAAGUGAUCUCUGACCCAAAACUGAUUCGCAUGAAUUACUUGAAGACAUGGUUUGUCAUUGACCUUCUGUCCUGUUUGCCGUAUGAUGUGAUCAACGCAUUUGAGAAUGUUGAUGAGGGCAUCAGCAGCCUGUUCAGCUCCCUUAAAGUAGUCAGGCUGCUCCGGCUUGGUCGCGUGGCUCGGAAACUGGACCACUACAUUGAGUAUGGAGCAGCUGUCUUGGUUCUGCUGGUGUGUGUCUUUGGUCUUGCAGCCCAUUGGCUGGCCUGCAUUUGGUACAGCAUCGGGGACUAUGAAGUUAUCAAUGAGGAUAAAAACACAAUACGGAACGAAAGUUGGCUCUACCAGCUGGGCGAAUCCAUAGGAUCACCGUAUCAGUUUAACAGGUCAGGAAGUGGAAAAUGGGAAGGAGGGCCAAGCAAGGAUUCUGUUUAUAUCUCAUCGUUAUACUUUACAAUGACUAGUCUUACCAGUGUUGGAUUUGGGAACAUUGCACCAACCACGGAUGGAGAGAAGAUCUUUGCUGUUGCUAUGAUGAUGAUCGGCUCUCUACUAUAUGCAACAAUUUUUGGUAAUGUAACAACGAUAUUCCAGCAAAUGUACGCUAAUACAAAUAGAUACCACGAAAUGCUAAACAGUGUCCGGGACUUCCUGAAACUCUAUCAAGUGCCCAAAGGUCUGAGUGAACGUGUGAUGGAUUACAUUGUUUCUACCUGGUCCAUGUCCAGAGGCAUCGAUACAGAAAAGGUUCUGCAGAUUUGCCCUAAGGACAUGCGAGCAGACAUCUGCGUUCAUCUGAAUCGAAAAGUUUUUAAAGAGCACCCUGCGUUUAGGCUGGCCAGCGAUGGGUGUCUGCGAGCUCUUGCCAUGGAAUUUCAGACGGUGCACUGUGCUCCGGGGGAUCUCAUAUAUCAUGCUGGAGAGAGCGUGGACAAUCUUUGCUUUGUGGUUUCGGGAUCCUUGGAAGUUAUCCAGGAUGAUGAAGUUGUUGCAAUUUUGGGCAAAGGAGAUGUUUUUGGGGAUGUCUUCUGGAAAGAAACUACCCUCGCCCAGUCUUGUGCUAACGUAAGGGCUCUGACGUACUGUGACCUUCACGUGAUCAAGAGAGAUGCCUUACAGAAGGUGCUGGAGUUCUACACGGCCUUCUCACACUCUUUCUCCAGGAACCUCAUCUUGACCUACAACCUGAGGAAAAGGAUUGUAUUCCGGAAGAUUAGUGAUGUCAAGCGAGAAGAAGAAGAGAGGAUGAAAAGGAAGAACGAAGCCCCUUUAGUCUUGCCACCAGACCAUCCAGUCCGCCGGCUUUUUCAAAGAUUUAGGCAGCAGAAGGAGGCCCGGUUGGCUGCAGAAAGAGGCCGAGACGACUUGGAUGUAGAGAAAGGCAACAUUCUGGGAGACCACCCUUCGCGCACUGUGGUUAAAGCUAGCAUCGUCACCGUCAGGGAAAGCCCCGCAACGCCAAUCACCUACCAGUCUGCUUCAACAUCCGGGGUAUCUGACCAGGCCAAGCUUCAAGCCCCGGCCUCAGACUACGUAGGGGCGAAGGUGGCAGGAGACUUUCCGAAGCGCAAAGGCUGGGCAAAGUUCAAAGAUGCCUGCGCGAAGGGAGAAGACUGGAACAAAGUCUCCAAGGCGGAAUCCAUGGAGACGCUGCCGGAGAGGACGAAAGUGGUGGGGGAAGCCACUCUGAAGAAGACCGACUCUUGCGACAGCGGCAUCACAAAAAGCGACCUGCGCUUGGACAACGUGGGGGAGACGAGGAGUCCUCAGGACCGAAGUCCCGUCCUGGCAGAAGUCAAGCACUCCUUUUACCCCAUCCCCGAACAGACUCUUCAGGCCACGAUGCUGGAAGUGAAGCAUGAGCUGAAGGAGGACAUCAAAGCUUUAAACACAAAAAUAACGAACAUAGAAAAACAGCUUGCUGAGAUACUAAGGAUAUUAGCCUCUAGAAGAAGCUCGCAAUCACCACAGGAGUUGUACGAAAUAUCAAGGCCACAGUCUCCAGAAUCAGAAAAAGACCUUUUUGGAGCAAGCUGAGGUGGUUCUUUUAAGCAGACGUCAACCGGAUAUCCCCCGCAAACACAACAAAACACCCACUUCAACAUGUUUUAAGCGAAACAUUUAAUCUUUUCUUGAUGAACUCCAUUGAGGGGCCAAUCCGUUAACCAUGUUCUCCCCCCUCUCUAAAUGGUAUAGUAACAGGAAUUGCAACCUCAUGUCGAGAUGGCAGCUGACUCUGAAGUCUUUUUGACAGCAAGGCGGUGUCCCGAUUUCCCCGAGAACAUCCAGUUUAACAGCUCCGAAGGUGAUGUUCUGCAUCUACACUCCUUCACUUAAUGAAUCGAAAGAGCUAUUUGCUGUGAACAUCCUGGUGAUUUUUGUUUCUUUGUUUCGACUCAGUAUAGAGUUGGCGUGGACCCAUUUAAAACACGAUUUUAUUAUUAUUUUUAAAAAAGCAAUCUUUAUUAAUAAAUGUGUAUGUGAUUAUGCAGCUACACAAUACGUGUGUCUGCAUUAGUUCCGUCUAUAAUUAGUGUUACUGGACAAUUCACAGCAUAUCCUUCACUCUGCGAUCAAGAUAUCAAAACAAUAACAGAAGUCUUCCCCCAGUGGACAAAUGUAUUCUGUUGGUCCAGUUCAGCAAUGAGGAUUGUGUUAAUCUGCAGUGGGGCGGGGGUGUUUAAUUUCCUUGUUCUGCUUAAUAUUUCUAUAGUAUACUUUAAUUGAAUUUUAACUGUGCCGCUGGGAUAUGGUCUAACAAAUGUCAGGGCAGCCAGGACUCUUAUGCAGAAAUCUCAGAGCUGUAUUAGAUGUCUUUCUGUGUAAAUAAGGAGGCGAUUAAUAUUUAACCCUUGAGGGAAACAUGAGCAUAAUCUUAAGGCCAGAAGGUCUCUGCCUUGGAUGAGAUUUCAAUGUGCAUGAAACGUGUAGCACAUAGGCCACAUCAGCAUGGCCACUUCAUUCAGCCAUGAAGAUACAAGCCUGGAGAUGGGUUUUUACAGUCACAGCUAAUGUAGAUGGUGGACUCGCAAGUCCCUUUUGUACCCCACACUAGCUAGACACAUCUCUUGGCACGUAAGGGGAUGUGGGUGUGUUUGCACAAGGCCAUUGGCUGUUGCGUGUGCUUGGCUGCAUGUAAAGUGAGCUGGUUUUCCUUUGUUUCAAUACCUAUGGCUUUUUAAUUUUAAAAGUGAAGAUCUUCCAAGCUGGCUGGCACAAACCUUCCAGUGCCAGGCUUGUAUGAGAAAUUGCAGGCAAGGAGGGCCAAAAUAAAUACAUUAAUUGUGCCACAGGGUGGUGGGAAAAAUAUGUUGCCCCAACCUUGAGACAAAUUUCAAGAGGUGGGGAAUCAGACCUUGCACUGAUUCCUCCCUUCUGCUGUUGAGGAGUAGCUCCUCUCAUCCAGGCCUUUCAUUGUGCAACAAGUGUGCAGAAAGCUGCAAAAAAAUUGUGAUGCUGCCACAGUGUGUGUGUGUGUGUGUGUGUGCCCGCCCUACUUUGUGCUGCAGAAAGUGCCUGCUUAUGUUCACGGAACCCUUUAUUGUUGCAUGGGUGGCAUUGUUGUGGUACAAAUUUGUAGUUCAGGAAUUUCAGGAGUUGUGCUCACCGCACAUCAGGGACUGCUGGUGCAACACCCUUUGCCACUUUUCCUAUUGUCAUGGCUGUAUUUGCUAGAAGGACUUGUCUUCCCUGCACCCCACUCUUUCACAUUGUUUCACUCGUGUGCUUUCUUUGGACUCCCCAGAUGAGCCAGCGAAAUCUGUAGCUCUCCUCCUUUGCAGCGAUAAGGUGGUGACGAAGAAGAGGGCUGAGGAUUCAAGGGCCUAGAGUCGGGAUGGCGAACGGUGACCCAUCCAGUAGGCAAUGCCAGAUGGGGCUGGAAUGGAGCUCAGUGACACCUGAAGGGCCAAAGGUCCCAAUUCAUGACCUAGGAAACCCAGCAGGCACAAACCACUUAUGCCCCUCAACGACAUGGUGGAAGCAAAACUGUAUUCACCUGGGAAGGGCCAUAGCUCAGUGGCAGAUCAGCUGCUUUGUAUGCAGAAGGUCCCAGGUUCACUCCCCAGCAUUUCCAGAUAGAGAUGUGAGAGACCCUCAGUCUGAAACUGGAGAGCCACUGCCUGUCAGGGCUGGGCAAGAUGGACCAAUGGUCUGAUGGGAACUUUCCUAUCUUCCUAUGUUUCUAUAUAGCAGUAGUUCUGAAGCAAGACCAGUGGCAACAUAUUAGGAUACUAGCUACUCCUGGGUAUGGGGGUUCUGAACUAGGACCUGGUCAGCAUUUAUUGAGUUUUGGCACUGACCACGGUUUUAGUAUAUAUUCCCAUAUUACAUUAAAUUGCAUUUGGGUCUCGCUAUGUGCUUGAAUAUCUGACUAUUGGUUGUGUGUGGAAGACUGACAUCUGCCAUAGCUUUCCAUCUGCAUUACAGACCAACUGAAGCAAGGCCCAGUUUUAUUCUCAUGGGUGAAAAAGCCCCUUAGGAAUGGCCGUGCCCUGUGUCUUUUAUGGGAAGCAUAUGCGAAGUAUAGUAUAUAUAUGAUUCCUGUUUUUCCAUGCCUAGAUCCAGUAGUCUAAAAUGUAGAAAAUAUAGGAUAUUUAGAUAGCUACUAUAUUUCUUACAGGACAGUGGUGGCUGGCCUUUUCUGACCCAAGGGUCGUACUGACAGUCACCCCUGCAUGGACCACCUGUCAAUAGUGGGCAAGGUCAAAAUAUAAUUUGUGUGUUUGUGUAAGUGUGCCUUCAUGCGUGCGCGCGCACACACACACACACAAAUACAAAUUGCAUGUAAACAUGCAGGCAUACACACACAUACACAACUCUUUCUCUAUCUCUCCCUCCCUCAAGGCACAAUGAGGGUCUCUUAAGAAAUCAUCCCCACCCAAGUAUGAAGAUGGGGGAGCACAAUAUGUCAUGAGCAAAAGGCUGUGCUUCAAGGACCACCACCAUGGAGAGAGCUUUUGCCUUUUACUUUUUGCCGAUACAGCACUUAACCUCCCAGUCUCAGUACUCUGAUGCUCAGUGCUGCGAUUGAGAGAGACAAAACUCCUCUACCUGCUCUUCAGAGGAGUAUAAUCUCUGCCAGGCAGGCAGAGGGAUUUAAUCUUUUGAUCUCCAUGCUGAGCACUACAACACUGAGAUUUGGAGUCAAAGCUGCAGUGAGUUGGCAGGCCACUCCUCGCAGCUUUCCCAAUCUGGCCUGAGGACUGCGGUUUAGCCUCCCCUGCUUUGGAGCAAGGUUUGGCAUGCGAGUGAUGUGAAAUAUAUACCCGCUGGUGGUGCUUUCUCACCACUGCCACAGGUCACCUGCAGGUGCUUCUUAAGCUGCCCUUAUCACAAAGCUGACCCACUCUGAGUGCCAUGGUUUGCACGCGCCCCUCCAUGCUGCGUUUACCAACUUGGUGCAACCGCACUUGUGCCAUGGGUAGCUGUUGACUCAUUGGCUUCUGACUCUGUGGAAAACAGUCAGGCAACGCUGCCUCUAGGGGCGUGGGAGGGAAUAACCAAUCAUCUGCAUUUCAAAGUAAUAAUAAGCAUUUCAAAGACAGGGAUCCUCACUGGGAGGCUUCCCAGAAUUCAGUUAUAUAAGAAACACUGUCAUUAGUACAGUAUCUUUGAUCUGAGUUGUUUUCCCCCACCGCACCCUUAUGCCACACUGCUGUGGCAAGGAUGGAUUCGCGCUAAGUACGAAAACAAAGCUUCUUGCAAUAAGUUGUUUUUAACAUUUAGCCUUAAGACCCCUUUCCGUCAGUGAUAAAGAGUUGAAACUAGGAUGCUGUCAUGGACUCCCUUUCUACCCUUCUGUAUAGUGUUCACUACAGUGUUGCCUCAAGAUAUAAAGCACUUUGAUUAGAUUUCUUAAGUCUAAUGGAAAUCGUGCAUCGGUAAUUCGAUUUAUUUCUCCACAUAUUGCCUUCUGACUAGUUUUUCUGUAGCCUUUCCCCCCCGUUCGUCUGCAAGGACACUUCAUCGCCAUUGCCACAGACACUUUUAUAUAUCAGGGAGCUGACACCUCAUGCUGCUAAAAGUGUUUUGUGUAUUGAUCGAAGUCUCUCUCACACCCAUUCUUCUUGACCAAGGUAGUGUGCUUCUUCUGCCGCCAUCGUCUAUCUCCACAUGACGCCCGAGUGUCGUAGGACCCGGUGUGACAAAUCCCACAAUGUUAUUGUAACUGGAAUUUGAACUACCAAUGCUGGAGGUGUUUGGGAUUUUUAAAAGGAAUAAAUGCUCGUUUUUAUUUUCAUUUUCAAAGAGAUUUUCAAAGGGCAAUGAUUUCCCUCCCCACCCCCAUUGGUCUUAUUCCUAUUUAAUGUCCUCUGUUUUGAAAGGAAUCAUUUGAAUAAUAGAAAGAUUCAAUAAUCUUGUAUCAGGAUGAACUGCUAAACGAAGUAAUAUGACUUUUCAUAAUGAAUGUGUUAUAUUAUUGUACCUUCAUACGCUCCAUAUUUUUCCAUCACCUGAAAACAUGCUGAAACCUUCCUUUUCCACGUCUGCAUGGACACUUUAUGGCUAUCCAGUAAUGCAGUUUUUCUGGCACUUUAAAAGAAAAUGUACUCCACUUGUUUUUCUCCUUUCCAGAAUCCACCAAAUACUAUCUCUUUUUUGAUUAUUUCUUUGCAUUUGUCACUUUGUCUUACUGAGCAUGAAUAAAACAAAGAUGAAUAAGUAGAUACUAUUUUUGUGGUCAGCUGAAAAAGCUGCCAGUAGAGAGAGUAUAUAUCUCCUGUUUUGGAAUGUCCUGAUAAAGUUGCUGUCACAAGACAUGAAUAAAUACCCCCUUACUGACAUUUUUAAACAAGCACAAAUAAUAUUUGUAAAGACAAAUUUUAAUUUUAUUUAUUAUAGUAAUAAACUAUUUUAUACAUUA